Ophidiomyces ophidiicola is the source of this 1485-nucleotide messenger RNA. RefSeq lists its product as uncharacterized. NCBI's taxonomy places the organism in Eukaryota, Fungi, Ascomycota, Eurotiomycetes, Onygenales, Onygenaceae. Gene Ontology annotation, molecular function: tripeptidyl-peptidase activity; serine-type endopeptidase activity. Gene Ontology annotation, cellular component: cytosol. The record is from RefSeq and is a predicted model, not a curated record. The coding region runs from base 1 to 1485 and encodes 494 amino acids. Gene Ontology annotation, biological process: proteolysis. The transcript is spliced from 4 exons.
AUGGUCUCCUUUCGGGCAUAUCUGACUCUUGUCCUUGCUCUUCCCUGGGCAGGAGCUUUUGUUUCCAAAAGACAAACCGUUACGGAUCUGAAGCGCGGCUAUAUCAUCGAGUUCAAGGAUGGAAUUGACGCUGUAGGCUUGACCACCGAUGCAUUUAUUGCUGAGCUUAAGGCUAAGGAGCAGUUAAAGCUGACUCGCCGUCAUGAGUAUACGUCUUCACUCUUUAAGGGCUUCUCUUUCGACCUUGAUGAAAAAGGAGACGUCAAUGCUGCCAUAGAAAGGAUCUCUGCUAUGCCGCAUGUCAAGAAUAUUUCUCCUAUUCGCAAAAUUACCGCUCUGUCGCCCAAGAUCCAACGGUAUGCUCAGCCACAGGAAUUCGUGGUGGCUGACCAGCGACGACGGACAGACUAUGCUGAACCCUGGCAUAAAGCUACCGGCGUCGAUCAACUUCGAAAAGCUGGUUAUACUGGAAAAGGAAUUAGGGUGGCAGUGAUUGACAGUGGUAUUGACUACAAACACCCUGCUCUUGGUGGGUGCUUUGGCAAGGGAUGUCUUGUUGAGUACGGCAAAAAUCUUUUUGGAACUCCAAGCGAUGAUCCGUUUGAGGGUCGUCAUUAUCACGGAGUUGCCCCUGGUGUCACUCUGGGCCAUUAUCGCGUACUAGGCUACGAAGAACCGAACCAAAAUUCGAGUCUAUCGAAUGAUGUAGGCUUCACUGACACACUUAUAAAAGCAUACUUGGAUGCCUUUGAGGCAAAGUCAGACAUUAUCACGGCUUCAGUUGGUACGUUUAGCGGCUGGUCGGCAGAUCCAUGGGCCAUUGUAACAGAGAGAAUUGUUAGCAAGGGUGUAAUAUGUCUUGGAGCUGCUGGAAACGAUGGAAACCUAGGACCAUUCUUGGGAGCUGAUUUAAACUCAGCAUUUAGCAGCAUUGGCGUUGGCUACAUAAAUAAUGUUGAGCUUCCGGCUGUUCUUCCCCGGGCAUUUUAUACUACCUCGCAUGGUAACAAACCCUUUGCUUGGGCUAUGGUUUCUGAGUUCAACAAUGGCACUUCUCCUUUGGCUGAAGUUAGGCAAAAUGCUUGUGAGCCUCUACCAGCUACGCUUAAUUUGUCUGGAAAAACCAUUCUGUAUAGUUUGGGAACCUGUGUCCCUAAUACCCAAGUGAAAAAUCUUGCUGAUCGCCACGCUACCAACAUUUUCUUUUGCAACCCCGAAGAUAAUGUUGUACCGCCAUGGCAGUUACCACCGUCUCUAGUGGGCACUAUUAAAGGCAUGGGAAUUCUGCCCAAGACGUAUUGCGAAAAGCUCAAGACUGCUGCGUCAAAUAACGGCUCUGUGGUAAUGACAUCGUCAACUUCUGCGCCGCGGGUGCUUCAUAUUCAGAAGAAUCCCUUUCGCGGAGGUGAGAUAACUGUUACAACAGAGUGGGGCCCAUCCAAUGAUCUUCGCAUUGUGCCAACAUUCCUCGCCCCCGGGGAAUAA